Messenger RNA from Colletotrichum karsti, 1671 nucleotides. RefSeq lists its product as uncharacterized. The transcript has 4 exons. The record is from RefSeq and is a predicted model, not a curated record. Gene Ontology annotation, cellular component: endoplasmic reticulum membrane. Lineage: Eukaryota; Fungi; Ascomycota; Sordariomycetes; Glomerellales; Glomerellaceae. Bases 1 to 1671 code for a protein of 556 amino acids. Gene Ontology annotation, biological process: protein N-linked glycosylation. Gene Ontology annotation, molecular function: GDP-Man:Man(3)GlcNAc(2)-PP-Dol alpha-1,2-mannosyltransferase activity.
AUGCCGGAAACCUGCUCAGCGCCGUCUGGGCAGAAGCCCUUCUCUUUCGGCCUCGAUCCUUGGACCCUCGCCUACGUCGUCGUGCCGAUCGUCGCCAUCACUCCGCUAGCAACGUACAUCAUGCUCCCUUUUCUGAUCCGAACCUUCGGCUCGAUGUUGGGAUGGUACCUCCGAAAGAAGACGGAGGGAAGACGAGCGCAGCUUCUCGAGCUGAUGACCGCAGAACAACAGGAGUUCAAGCGGUCUCAGUCGACAUCCAGCAAAAGCUCUGGUGGAAAGGGUAAUACGAAAUCACAUGCUGCUGGAAUUUCUGGAAACGGCGAAAAGGACGUCAAUUGGACCGGAAUCAUCGCCUUCUUCCACCCAUUCUGUAACUCUGGAGGCGGAGGUGAAAGAGUUCUCUGGGCUGCGAUUAAAACCACCCAAGAAAGAUACCCAAACGCUCUCUGCGUAGUUUACACCGGCGAUCAUGAAAUGAACAAGCAGUCUAUGCUCGCGCGCGUCAAGACCCGGUUCAAUAUCGAUCUUCACCCCCCGACUAUCAACUUCCUCUACCUGAGCACGCGACACCUCGUUCUGGCCUCGACAUGGCCUCAUUUCACGCUUCUCGGACAGUCUCUCGGAUCUAUGGUACUUGCGUGGGACGCUUUUCAACUGCUGGUUCCCGACAUCUUCAUUGACACUGUGGGCUACGCAUUCGCUUUGGGACUGUCCAAGAUCCUUUUCCACAAACUUCCUACUUGCGCUUAUGUGCACUACCCGACAAUCUCGACCGAUAUGCUGGAGUCACUCGACCCCAAGGCUGCCACUGGGUCUCAGGGUGUCAACGCCGGCAAGGGGGUUGGCUUUCGGGGCAAGGUCAAGAAGAUGUAUUGGCAAUUGUUUGCCGCCCUGUACUCCCGGGUCGGAUCUACUGUCGACAUCGUCAUGACAAACUCGACUUGGACGCAGGGCCACGUCCAGAGGCUCUGGGGACCGUACCGUCAGGCUAGAUCCCGAACCAACCCGAUUGCCGUCAACUACCCUCCUUGUGCUGUCGAGGAGCUCGAGCAAGCUGUGGAGGUGUCUGAAGCUAGCGAAAAGAAGCGCGAGAAGGCCAUGGUUUACAUUGCACAGUUUCGCCCUGAGAAGAACCAUCAGCUCAUCGUUCAAUCCUUCGCUGAGUUCUUGAAGACGAACACUGAAGCUGCCAAGGAGGCAAAGCUGGUUCUCAUUGGUAGUGUGAGAGAUGAUCAUGACUCCAAGCGUGUCUAUACGCUGCGCCUCCUUGUCAAUGAACUCAGCAUUAAGGAUAGGGUUGAGUUUCACCUGGAUGCGUCGUGGCCUGAGAUCUUGGACUGGCUGCGCAGGGCUUCUGUGGGUGUGAACGGCAUGUGGAAUGAGCACUUUGGCAUUGGUGUUGUGGAAUACCAGGCUGCUGGUCUGAUCUCUGUUGUUCACAACAGCGGUGGUCCCAAGCUGGACAUUGUUGUUGAGGUCGACGGCCAACCCACAGGCUUCCACGCUACCAACGUCAAAGAAUUCGCAGAGGGCUAUGAGAAGGCCCUUUCUAUUAAGGAUGCGCUUCCCAUUCGCUUAAGAGCACGGCAGUCAGCCAAGCGGUUCAGCGAGACAGAAUUUGAUGUGAAGUGGAUCGCUCAGAUGGAAAAGCUGGUGGCUAUGACGCUUUAA